Aphidius gifuensis is the source of this 2251-nucleotide messenger RNA. Its product is annotated as protein PFC0760c-like. The transcript has 6 exons. The coding region runs from base 169 to 1926 and encodes 585 amino acids. The record is from RefSeq and is a predicted model, not a curated record. NCBI's taxonomy places the organism in Eukaryota, Metazoa, Arthropoda, Insecta, Hymenoptera, Braconidae.
CAGCAGCUCGCCUGUUUCACACUCUCACCUUGUUGAAGGAAGGUGUCUUCCUCCUCUUAUAUUAAAAAAAAAAAAAAACAUUUUUUUUUAAACUCAGUUAAUCGUGAUUUAAUUGUGUCAAUAUAUAUAUUAUUUUUUUUACCAUCAAGUUAACAAACAAGGAGAACCAUGAAGACAGUGGUGGUGAUAUUAUUCUUGACAAUUGGAUGUUUUGCAUUAUUGGCAAAUUCAACACCAAUUAAAAAAUCAAAUGAUCAGGUAAAAAAAUCAGCUGAAAAUAUAUCAUCAAGACAAGCAGCAGUAGCAGCACCACCAGCAGCUGAUGAUGAUGACGAUGAUGAUGAUGAUGAAGAUGACAUUGCAUCAAUUGCCGUUGAUGAAGAUGACGAUGAUGAUGAUGAUGACGAUGAUGAUGACGACGAUGAUGACAUUAUUGAACGUUUAUUUGAAGGAAUUCUUGGGGACGAUGAAGAUGAUGAUGAUGAUGAUGUAAAACCAGUUGAACCAUUGGUACAAGCAGCAAGUCCAGUACAAACACUACCAGUUUCAGUUCAAAGUGAUUUAAAUACAGCAGCAGCAGCAGUAGCAAGUGAAAAUUUUGGUAAUCAAGCUGAUGCUGUAGCCAGUGGUGAAGCUGGAUCAGUUGAAGAUGAAGAUAAACCACAAGAACAAUCAUUACCAGUUGGUUCACCAGUUGAUAAUAGUUUAAGUCAUGCAACUGUUCUCCAACCAAUUCAACAAGUAGCAGCAAUACCAGCACAAGCAACAAGUAGUGAUGAUGACGACGAUGAUGAUGAUGAUGAUGACGAAGAAGAUCUUGAUAUUGAUAUUACUGGAGAUGAAGAUAGUGAUGAAGAUGAUGAUGAUGAUGAUGAAGAUGAUGAUGGUGAUGAUCUUAGUGAUCUUGCUGGUGCAAGAGCUGCACGUGGAAUGGAAUCACCCGAGACAAAUGAUGUAUCAGUAUCAGCAAUUUAUGUUGCAAAAUAUAAUCGUUUUGUUGACAAUAUACUCUCAAGAAUAAAUAACAUAUUGGAAAAAAAAUAUAAUCCAGUUAUGGUUAGACUAUCAAGUCCAGCAAGUAAAUCAAACAAGUCAAAAACAAAUAAAAAAAGUAAAAAAAAUAAAACAAAAUUACUAAGUCGUAAUGAUGCUAAUACAAAUGAAUCAACAACAUUAUCAACAACUGAAAAUCAAAAAAUUGAAACGAAUUUAACUGAAUCAUUUGAUAAUACAUUGUCAAGUAGAAAAUCAUCAACAAAACCAGUUAGAAAAUCAAAUAAAAAAAAGAAUAAAAAUAAAACAAAAACAUCAUUAUCAACAACAUCAUCACCAUUAACAACAACAUUAAAAACAACAACAAAAAAGCCAAAAUUAUCAUCAACAUUAUCGCCAAUUAAAAAGAAACAAAACAAUAAUAAUAAAACUAAAAAAUUAAAAUCACGUGCACGUGCAACAUUAUAUGGUUUACCAACAUUAAAAAGAUCUGGUGAUGUAUCAGUUAAUAUGAUGAGUAAUCAUACAACAAUACGUACAAAAUUUAGUCUUGGUCCAUUGAUAUUAAAAGUUGAAAAAGAAUUUGGUAGAUCAAAUAAAAAAGAAUUACGAAGUGCAACAGCAACAACUGCUGAAAUGUCUGGUAAAUUAAGUUUACGUGUGAUGAAUGGUGGUGCUGCAACACUACAUUCAAUACGUGUGUUACAACCAAAACAAGUGAGAAUUGAUAGUAAAGAUGAUCAUGAUCGUACACGUGAAUUUGUAUGGCGUAGAUCAUCACAUAUUGCACAUGUUGUAUCACAAAAAUUAUCAUCAGCAACAAGAUCAAUGCUAAGACCACCACCAUUGAUAACAACAACAUCCACAACAGCAACCACAACAUCACCAAUACCAAUAUCAACAUCACCACCAUCAACAGCAUCAAUUGUCUAAAUAACUCUUUUUCCUCUUUUUAUUCAUUUCUUCUUUCCAUUUGACAAAUAAUUAUUGCCAUUGAUAAUUUUGUGUACUUAAUACUAUCAUUAUUUAUCCAUUGUUUAUUUAUUUUAUUUUAUUAUUUAUUUUUUUUUUUUUUCUGCAUUAUGAUUGCUAAUAUUUAUUUAUUCAUAAAUUUCUGUGAAGGCUGAUCCGUUUCAUGAUAAUUAUUGUAAAUAUUGUAUUUUUUUUUUUUUUUAAAUAAAAAAUUAUUUAUUUAUUUAAAUGUAAUUGUAAAUUUUAAUAAUCAAAAGUAAAUAAAUUGAAAUUUUUUAAAUUAAAA